Molecule: messenger RNA, 945 nt
Organism: Brassica napus (rape)
Lineage: Eukaryota; Viridiplantae; Streptophyta; Magnoliopsida; Brassicales; Brassicaceae
Product: membrane-anchored ubiquitin-fold protein 5
Exons: 4
Coding region: 131-649 (172 amino acids)
Molecular function (GO): protein binding
Source: RefSeq, a predicted model, not a curated record
CUUAGAUAGGAUCCGGUUUGGAUGUUAGAUGGAACUGUAAUCUAGAAGAAUUAAAAUGAAAUACACUAUUAUAUAGUUUUUUUUUUUUUUUUUGUAACUUCACUAUUAUAUAGUUGAUUGAAAGCAACUCAUGUUAUGCCAUUUUUUUAUAUUGUGUUUAUAUACCUUCUUUGUUUCUUUUCUUUUUUCACUUUUCGUUAUUUAUAUAUAUGGUUCUCCAUUAGUUGCUAGAAGUUGUAAUUGCACCUCUUGCUCGGACAGCCUGAUCCUCAAGAUGGGAGAUGAAGGUUGGAUAGAACUUAAGUUCAGACUCGCAGAUGGCACCGACAUCGGACCGAGCAAAUACAGUCAGUUCACGACUGUUGCGUCUCUCAAGGAGAAUAUCAUUGCUCAAUGGCCUAAGGACAAAGAAAAUGGCCCAAAGAUGAUAAAUGAGAUCAAGCUCAUCAAUGGUGGCAAAAUACUGGAGAACAACACAACAAUUUCUGAAGCCAGGUCAAUACAGAUUUGUGAACAUCCUGGAAUGGUAACUACGGUGCAUGUUGUUCUUCCUCCUCCUAUAAUAGGCCGAAGAGACGAGAAACUGCAGAAUGAACCUCCAGUGAAGAACAGUUGUGUAUGCUGCAUUUUAUGGAGUUCUAUGUUCUAAUUAUGUAAAAAUGGUUGGCUACUUGGAUCACAUUAGUGCAAGAUCUGCAGCUAAGGAUAAUCAUUAUCUUCUUCUUGGGUGCUUCAAGUUUCAAGAAACAACGGUCGGUGAUAUUCUUUUAUUUCCGAAGUGAUUAGGUGACGCAGUUUUUUCACGUGACAACCCAUAUCACGUGUGUUUUCCUCACAUGUGAGAGUGAACCGAGUAGAGACUGCGUUCGAAUUAUGAAUGUAUGAAUAAUCUCUUAAGCAAAAUACAUGAAAAAUUGAAAUAGAAAGAACAUCGAGAUUUCACGA